Molecule: messenger RNA, 1731 nt
Organism: Aegilops tauschii subsp. strangulata
Lineage: Eukaryota; Viridiplantae; Streptophyta; Magnoliopsida; Poales; Poaceae
Source: RefSeq, a predicted model, not a curated record
AUGGCGCCCAAGAAAAGUAAGGGCAAGGGCGCGGCCAAGAAUGACGGAGGGAAGGAGGCGGGCAAGGGAGCAGCAAAGGACGUUGGAGGGAAGGGGGCGCCGGAGAGCGAGUUGGUGGAGCUGCAGAUGCAGUACACCCUCUUCACCUCGACGGUCGACGCGCUCCUCCUCAAGGAGAAGUUCAGGCCCCUGUGGGGAAGGGAGACGUUGGGGCAUCCUGCCACGCACAUCGUUCCUGCCUCCUAUGCCGAGACCGACCCUCCCUCAACGGACCAGGAAGACAUCGACACUGUUGUCGAGGAGGUCGCCAAGGACGCCGAAGCGGAGGCCGCCAAGAUCGCGGCCAGGGAGGCCGCCAAGUCCGCCGCCGAGGAAGCCGCCAAGGGGCCUGCCGGGGGAGCCGCCAAGGCUGCUGCCAAGGAGACCGGCAAGGGGCCUGCCGGGGGGACCGGCAAGGGUGCUGCCGAGGAAGCCGGCAAGAAUGCUGCCGAGGAGACCGCCAAGGAGACUGCCGGGGAGGGGGUGGUCGACGACCAACCUUCCUCCUCCGCAACCCCCUCCCCAGGCAAGUACUUGAAGGUGGGCGACGAUCUGUUCGUCCGCCUCCCAGGGACGGCAGACACCAGAGCGCCGGCCGAGGGGGAGGUCUUUGAUGAUGAGGCGCUCGCCACUGCUGGGCUUCAGGUUGUCGAUGAACCGAGCGCCAGCAGCGGCGGUUUCCAAGAAGAGCAGCUCCUCCGGGCCAUGAGCGCCAACUUCCAAAGGCUUCAGACGCUCCACCGUGCCCGCCAAGACAAGGUGAACUCCAGGAUGGCGGCCGUGGACAAGGCGGAGGCGAAUUUUCAGGAGCACAUCGCUCAGACGCAAGUCUGGUUUGGCGAGGCCCGGGAUGAACUGAGGGCCGCCCAGGGUGAACUGGAUGAGCGCAAGCGAGAGCUCCUCCUGAAGCGAGCCGACAUCGAGAAGGAGCUGGAGCAGAAGCACAAGGACGCACUUGAUGCUCUGGCCCUGGACCACACCGGCAAGGUGGAGAAGCUGGAGCUAGAGCGGGAGGAGCUAAAGAAGGAGAUCUCAAGGCUGACGGAGGAGAGGGACGCGAUUAACCGCGCCCUGGCGGACUCGCAUGUCACCAUCUCCGACAAGGCCAAGUUACUCUCCAAGGCCAACGACUCCAUCAACGAUCUGAAGCUGAAACUGGACGGGUUGGAAGGGACGCUUUCGGAGGUCAGGGCCCGCGAGGAGACCCUGAACAAGGCCCUUGAGAGCGAGAAGCAGCUGCGGAAGGAUGACGCCGCUGCCCACAAGGACUAUGUGGACAGCGUGAACCUCUGGAUCGGCCGCCUCAUCGACGUUGCAGGAAAGCUCAUCGCGCAACUAGCCGUCAUGGGCAUGCCGGACGUCAGGUACUCCCAAGAGGCGAACAUAAGCCCCAAGGCUAGGCUGACUUUGUUCUUCAAGCGCAUCCUCGACGCCCUGGAGCAGCUCCACUCCAAUCGAGCAACUUAUCUGGCCAAUGAGGCCUGGAGGCUCUGCCGAGGCGCCCUGACCAAGGUCCUCACCAAGGUGGCGUUCUGGAACCCCAGUGUCCACUUCGCCAACACGCUGGAGAGCUUGCCGGAGGAUGCGGACCUCAUGGUGCUCGAAGACAGUUUUAUCAUCCGCUGCGGACCUCAUCGAGCCCAUCAUCAUCCGCUGCGAGUUCAUGAGCAGGACAGUUUUAUCUUAAGUUAG